Molecule: messenger RNA, 1372 nt
Organism: Lates calcarifer (barramundi perch)
Lineage: Eukaryota; Metazoa; Chordata; Actinopteri; Centropomidae
Gene: fkbp6
Product: FKBP prolyl isomerase 6
Exons: 9
Coding region: 1-927 (308 amino acids)
Molecular function (GO): protein binding; peptidyl-prolyl cis-trans isomerase activity
Source: RefSeq, a predicted model, not a curated record
AUGAAGAGUCCGUUUGAACAGCUCCGCCAGCAGAUGAAUGACAUCUUGGGUGAUGGAGGGAUCCUGAAAGAGGUGGUCCAUCCUGGAGAGGGUCCACCUGUACCCCAAAAUGCUUCAGUAUUGAUCCAUUAUUCUGGCUUCCUGGAAUACUCAGACCACCCUUUUGAAACCACUGUAAACUUCAAAUACCCCCAGAUGAUGAAAUUAGGGAGAGAUGUGACGCUGGUUGGACUGGAGCUGGGUCUGCUGACCAUGCAGAAGGGAGAGUUCUCUCGUUUCCUCUUCCAGCCCCAGUAUGCGUAUGGGGACAUGGGUUGUCCUCCAUUCAUUCCCUCCUCUGCUGUGGUUCUGUAUGAGGUCCAGAUCCUCGAUUUCCUCGACUCGGGACAAGUGGACGACUUUGUCGCACUGAGUCCGGAGGAGCAGAACACUGUUCCUCUGUCCACACUUCUUGAAGUUGUCAACACACUGCGCAGUUUUGGCAACCGCUGCUUUAACCAGAGCCGCUAUGACAACGCCAAAGAUCGCUAUAAACAGGCGAUGAUGCUGCUGGGGAGCAGGGAAACACAGAGCGACGCAGAGAAAGAGGGGAUCAAGAAAGCCCUGCUUCCUCUCUAUCUGAACCUUUCUCUCACUGAGCUCCGUCUAGACAGCCCGCGCAAAGCCCUCAAAUAUGGCAACAAAGCCUUGGAGAUAGACUCAGGCAACACAAAGGCUCUGUUUCGCUGCGGACAGGCGUACCUGGACCUGCAUGAGUACGAGAGUGCCCAGGAUUGCCUCAUAACCGCUCAAGCGAAGAGGCCUUUUGACAGUGACAUUAACAACCUCCUGAGGAAAGUGGCAAUGUGCUAUAAAGACAGCUUGGACAAACAGAAAGACAUGUACUCAAAGAUGUUUCGAGGCUUGAGGGGCCCAGUGAAGAUGUAAAGAUGUGAAGAUGUGAAGAAAAAAGAUGGCAGAAAAAAGAGCGAGCUUCAAGGUUUAACAUCACAUUUUCUCUCCAGUACUGAUCAUUCGAAAAGAGUUACACCCUUUGUGUUUUCUGCUUAUGUUGUGAAGGUAAUAAUAUUGUAGAGAUGUAUUGUUAAUUUCCUUUAAAAUAAUUAGUUACUUAUAAUUCUUAUUAACAAGGGUUUGUUAAUAAUGUGGCUGAACAGUUGUUUUUCUGUUUGAAGAUUUGCUUUACAGGAUUUGUUUUCACCUCAAAUGAAUAUGAUUAUUAUGGCUGGAAUGGCAGUCACCAAUCUUGAGUGGCUGCUUUUUCUAGAGUUGCCACCUCUCUUUAAAUUCUCUUCUUAAAAACUGUUUGUACUGGAGUAUUAAACGUUUUCUGACUCUCUUACUCUUGAGGUGAUACUAAUAAAAAAUCAAA